Messenger RNA from Schistosoma curassoni, 7075 nucleotides. NCBI's taxonomy places the organism in Eukaryota, Metazoa, Platyhelminthes, Trematoda, Strigeidida, Schistosomatidae. The record is from the annotation of a GenBank genome assembly.
AUUAAUUCAUUCAUCUUUGUAUGUCUUUCGUAACUAGUUAUAUUUCAUAAAUUACAGACUUGAUAAUAGAAAUUUGUACUCAUACUUAAUGUGAGUACCAUUAAAAAGGAUAAAUUAACACUUUAUUAUAAGUAUAAAGUACUAAAAAUUCGACUAAGUAAAUGUAUCAUUACCCACGUAUCUGUAUUUUUUUCAAGCGUUUAGCUGUAAAAUGGAUUAGUAAUGACCAUUUCCAUACUAACAGUCGUGAGAAUUUAACAAACCUUCGUAAAUUCGAAAUAUAACUAACGAAUUUUGGUGAAUUAUUCUAAUCAUCAUAUCCUUUUCACUUAUCACUUAUUGUUUGGUGUGAGGAAGAAAGUUAUUUACUGACUAUGAACGUAAUUGGAUGAUAUGCAGCUAUAGUGCUGUUAAAAUACUCAUUCGGUUAUCAAAAAACGGGUUUACGUUUGACCGUUUAUUUCCAUCGAAACCUUACAUAGAAUAAAUAAAUAGUCAUAGUUGAUAUUUAUAUUGUGGUUCCAUCUUGUUAAUCUCUUAAGAUUGUUGUUCCAAUUUUUCAUUGAUAUUUUGGACAAAUUCGUUUGCUUCGAUUGGACGAUACAAUCAUUAUAUUUGUUUUUACCGACCGACCACGAAAACUCGAUUGUUGGAGACUGGUUAGUGAGUAGAAAAUUGUCGACGAUGGCAGGGCGAAAAUCCUCAUUGUUUGUUUCGCCUACGCAUAUGUGAUUUUAGGAUCAUGAAAGAUCGGUUAAAACUAAUGUUAAGUAGCAAAUGUAGAAAACAGUCCUUAUCCACUUAGUUGCAACUAUUAUUCUUUAAAUUUCUUGUAAUACUUGAUUUCUUUUCGCUAUGGUCAACCAUGGUGUAUUAUUUAUCAAACUCUUUAAACUAAAAAACCUAAUUUAAUUCUUUUAGGAUGAAACAACAGAAAUUGCUAUGAAUCAUAAGUAUUGGCCUAAAAAUGACUGAUCACAAUCGAUUAGAUUUGAACAACUUUCUGUUAAAAGUAUCAGACAAUUUUUUAUGAGAGAAACUGUGAAGGAAUACACCUUAGUGUUAUUGUUUGCACCUUUCUGAUCAUUAAGUUAGAUAAAAUAUUUGCUACACCUAGUCUGUUGUUGACGAUAUAUCUUUCAUUGGAAAACCGAUAUUAAUUUCAUUCUUCGUUGUAAAUUCUCUGUAAAUAAUACAUUAUUGUCUUCAUGGAGACAGAUGGACAGGUAUGAACAUAUUGAAAUGGUCGUUUGCGAUAGUUUGCUAUAUAGGCUGUGUAAAAACAUGCAAUCUACUAUCACUUUCAUAAAUAACGGUUUUACUGAGGUUGAUAUCAUCUUAAUUAUAUCAGCAAGUGUGAUAUUUUAGAAGUUCAAGCAAGUAUGUGUAAAAUUGAUGUGAUUUUUGUUGCAGAAUUGUAAAUUUCAGUUUAAAUUUAUUAACCGUAAUAUACAACUAUUUUUAAUAAAAGUAUAUCUGAUCAGAGUAAUCUCUACUUUUCGAAUGCUGAAAGAUAGUAGCAAAAAAGAAUUCAUUUUUGUUGACGUGUCGGUUACAAUUAGUGUAUUUUCUUUGUUAGUCAUUCCUUAUCAACAUUCUUAUAGAUUUCUAUUUUUACAACUCUGUUAACCGCUCACGUCUAUUCACUAACCCCCAAGACGUAGAUGUUACCAGGUAUUGAAUGUUUAUGAAAUAUAUUUCUCCGUAACUUUGCACGCAAACCUACUUUUUAUUAUUUACCUGACAAACAUCCAUAAAUUUUAUGAUUUUUUAAUCCUUAAAGCAACACACUAAGCUAUUUAGUCGUGUUUAUUUAUACAUGUGAAUAUCGUAUACAGAUUCAGUUUCUUCCAAUGAGUUACAUCAAUCAAAAUUCAUUUAAAUAUGGGGGAUGUGUAUUAAUAAUAAUUUCUUCAGUUCAAAGUUUGAUACUUUAAUGUUUAGGUUAUUUAUUAUCCUUGUAUUUGCCCAGAAAUUCUCUAUAAGGAGAAUAUCGAUGAAAUGUCACCCAAGAUUAAGUAAUGCCAUACGUUUAUGAAAUAUAUCUCCAUCUUUUGUUUUAUAAACUGGCUUCUUAAGUCUCAUGAAUAGGUUAAACAAAAGGUUGUACCAUUGAUAUACCUAAAAUGGUUUAGCGUUGAUAAAAUCGGCAAGUUAACGUGCGUUUUUCAGGUCUUUUUGAUUUAAUGUUUUCAUUAUUGAUGAGUCUUAUUAGAAAUUCCAUGAAACUACUGUUCGACUAGUACAGUUUCACUCCUGGUUAACAAAUUUAAUAAAGAUAUUGCUACUUUAUAAUAAAAAUAACAUACUACUAAGAUAGGCACCAUUUAAAAAUAUUUACGUGACCACUAUUACCAAUAAGAUAACUCUAAAAUAAAUCUCUGUGUAGGCAGAUUGGAAAUACAUAUAGGAGCUUUACAUUUUAAAACAAAAAUUAAUAUUUUAAUUUGUUUCACUUAAAAGGUCUUGUCCAUCCUUGAAUACUACUAUUUAUGUGGUUCUCGAUGCAAAUUUUAUCGCGGUUAGUACAGCUUAACUAUAGUAUUAUUAAAUGAAAAGAUAUUUAGAAGUACUUUUGUUGUUUAGAUUUUAUUAGUUUAUUUUAUUUUAUUUGAACACAUAAACAUUGGUACAAGAGGGCACCAAAUAUGUAUGCGCCACACAUUUUCAUUACCAUUAUAUUUGUGUGUGGGCUAUGAUACUGCCCGGGUGCCCAGACCGAAACAGGUGGUUUUCUUAGGGGGCCACGCCCCGAGCCUUUGACCUAAAGGUCUGAUCUACAAGGCAGUGGAGCAACGUAAGGAGACGCAGUCCCAUGGUAGCCGGUGACCAAAAAUUGGUUCAUACGCCAUUUGUUCCCUUAGGAUACUGGAGCCCAUUUGCACCAUUGAUUUGGUUUGGGAUCCGGUUAAAGCGCUGGACAUCCGCUUUUCGUCCUCUCGAUUUCGUAAACAACACCCCCGUCACGAGAAGGCAGUGAGUAGGACUUCCCUGGCAGAGGCAUGUGAGAGCAUUUCGAGAGGGAGGGCGGGCCCACCCCACUCUCGGCCAUACCAGGGCAUUUGGGGGCAGAUGUUAUUAGUGCUAUUUAUAGACGGAAUGUAUUGAAAUUUAAUCAUAUUUCUUUAAUAUGAAAUAGUAUACCGUUAUUACAGGUUUGUUUCUUCGGUGUAAUGCUAAUUUUAUUCCUUAUUUGGUUCAAAUUUAUGGUGCUUUUUGUUCAAACUAUUCGCAUUGAAAUAUGCUGUUUAUUUGCUAUUUGUUAUCUCUGUACUAGUAAAACUCACUAGUAUGUUUGUUACAGGUUACCUGUAUGACUCUGUAAGUUAUUCUUCGAUGGACACUAAUCACUCUUAUGAAUGAAAAUCCAUAAAUUUAUAAAAUAUUAUACUCAACAUCUUGUUUCGUUAAUUAUUUGUGUUAUCCAACAUCUGCAUCACAACAACUAAGUAAUGCUCCAUUACACCUGCAAAUAAUUUUACUAAAGAUGUAUAAACAUAUCUGUUAAUGUUUCACAUCUUAGUAAUUUAAACCUAAAUCACCUUUGAGAUUUUUUCAGGCCUAAAAUCGCUUGUUCUGUUUGCCUUCAACGAAUUUCUUCAUCCGGUUUUCUAUAACUCUUACUAGGGAAUAUCCAUCGGUUCAUCCAAUAUUAAUUAAUUUUCAUGAUGUUCUUCUGUUGACAAACUUUGUUUAAAUAGACUCCACAAACUUUAAGAGACAGAAUUCCUUUUGUCAAAACAUCCAAUAAUAUAGAUCAGUGGUAUAUCUGGUCAGAGUACUGCAUAGUUAAUUUAAUUACUGUUCUUUUUUAAAUUUUCAGGUUGAUAGUUGUUUGUUAGUGAAGAGCCAAUUAAUUUCGUUUGUACAUUAUUGUCGAUUAUUACAUCUCUGAUUAAUUCGAAAUCUUACAUAUUAAAUACUGAUACUCUAGGAUAUCGGUGAACAAGGUGAACUUAAACAUUUUUGAAUUAUCGAACAACGAUUCAAUGAACAUCAUUAUAUAAACCAGUGUAUGAACACAAUUUGGUUUUUGCUAGUGUCAACCUUGAAUGACAAUAUAAUAGUUUUGAUAUAAUUCUUGAUAAGUUUAAAGUUAAUAUAAUAUCAUUUUUUAACACAAGUAAAGCCAAUAAAUAUUACUUAUUUUUAUGGUUCUUGAUUCUUUUCAUGAUGUUAGUGUUUGUAACCUAAGUGUAAAUUGUUGAUGGAAUAUAAUAUACUGUCUCGUAAAUACAGUAGUAAUCUGUAGUAAGGUCGAACUUACAGUUUACUUAACAGCCAGUUGCUUAUGUUGGGUAUACAAAUAUAAUAAUUACCUAGCAGUUUAUUGAAGGUGAAGUCAUAUUUUAAUGUCGUACAACGAUUAAAAAGUAAAAAGCAACUCAAUUUUUGCUCUUAUAUUGUGUUCCUAUGUUAUGAUGUGGAUAGAGCUCACCAGUAACACAUUCUUAUGACACGAAUUCCCAUUCGACGGCGAACAUCGCAGCCUCAAAUGCUACGAAUAUAUCUUUCUAUUUAGUCCAAACCUGCAAAAACCCUUUGACCACUGAAUGUACUUUUGAAUUAUUGGUUUGUUCUACAUAAUUAUCACCACUCUUUUGUUCAAAAGUUUUUAUUAUUUUAAUGAUGUAAAUUUGUAUUCUUUUUUAUUCGUUCUUCAGUUUGUUAAUCAAUUCUCUUUAUUAGUUUUAGAUUAAUACAAACAAGAAAGAAUACCAUGCUGAAAAAAAGUUUGAAUUUGUGUACACUUCCAAAUUGUUACAUUUCAAAUGUGAUUGAUCAACUACUAAUCAGAUCUAAACUUAAUAAUAACCAAUGUUAUCAACCCCAGUACUCAACUACACCUGUUCAGAAUGUUGUAAACAAUUCUGCUGAACUGACAACUGAUAAAUCUCCAUAUCCGAAAUAUCUGUCUUGGACAGAUCCACAUGAAUUGGCUCACUAUCUUAGUCAGCGUAUUGUAGCUUUAACUAAACAUUUUGUUGUGAUUGAUAAACCACCUAAUCUUUCUGUUUGGGGUCACUCACUAGCCAGCCGUGAAGCUAUUUCAAUGAUUAAUCCUAAAUUAUACAAUGCAUCAGAUCUUGGUAUAAAUGAUUGUUUACCACAAUUAAACACUAUAAUCACAUCGUUGGAACGGGAACAACAGGAUACUCCUAAUGAUAAUUCAUCGAAUUCAUGUGGAUCUAUUGAAAUUCCUAAAUUGUAUAUCAUUGAAUCUUUGCCAGCUGCUUAUUCCGGUCUCAUUUUAUUGGGUAGAAAUGAAAAAUAUACUAAUGCUGCUCGUAAAUUUUAUAAAACUGCGAUGCUUGGAGGUAGUCCUUGGGAACUAUAUCAGAAACUCCUAAUUGUUUGUUGGGGUAAGCCACAACAAAUUCAGUCAAAACCAACAUCAUUUCCGAUUGCUGCUUAUGCAUUGCAUGAUCAUCUGCGUGUCGGUUAUAGACCAUCUCCAAAUGGAAUUUCGAAAAGUUUAAAAUUGAAAGGUGUUAUUCUAGAAAAAUCUGUUCACCAUACAAUUCUUUCCGAAGGUUCUGAGAAUUCCAGUCUUGUCAAACUUGAAACAAACAGUCUGUAUCGUGGUUUACCUGAAGUCUACUUAUUAUAUGAAGGUUGCACUGUUGUCGGAGAAACAUUUCAAGCUUCACGUCUUGUGAACACUGGGAUAUCACCUAUUGUCUUACCGCCUAAUAAAAUUCGCUUAAACUAUUCUAUACCACUGAAACAACGUCGAAUUCUUGGUCAAUCCAAUAUUAAUUUCGAAGAUAUACCAGUUCAUAUUCAUCGUUCCCAUUUAUAUCUACCUAUACCAUUUUAUAUGAAUGCCUCAAAUUUAUGUAUAAAAUCAUAUGUUAAAAAGCCUUCACAUCUUUUUAAAAUCAAAUCUGAAAGCUUUUCUUUAAAAUCUUGUAAUAUAUCAUCAAAACCUAGUCCCUUAUCAUUAUCUUGUGUUAAGCAGGAAGUCGACAGUGAUACAAUACUGACAACAAAGACAACAACCAGUAAUAAUAAUAGUAAUAAUCGUACAAUUAAUUAUUACUUCUUAACAUGUCAUUCAUAUGAAUUGCCUGAUUAUUUUUCUAAUACUUUAGCUCGUCUUGGAAUUGAAUUUGAUUACGCUAAUUGGUUAGAACAAAACAUUAUAAAUAAUAAUAAUGAUAAAAUUAUAAAUAAAAUUACCUAAAUUAUUAAAUUUCAUCUUUUUUUCUUUUUACUAAUGAUAAUUAUCAGUGUGCAUAGGUACGUAUGUGCUUUGCACCUUCGAAGUGCAAAGUACUUCUAUAAGACUGGUAGGAUUAUAAUCCUGUACUCACCUUGAGUGGUGAGCAAAUAGAAGUAGUCGAGAAGUUCGUGUAUCUAGGUAGCUGCAUAAGUGCUGGUGGUGGCGUAAGUGUUGAAAUCAAUUCACGUAUAGUGAAAGCAAGAGCAACUUAUGUCAAUUUGGGCCAUCUUUGGCAUCUUCGUGAUGUUAGUCUGGUUGUAAAAGGUUUGACAUACAACGCGUCAAAGAGAGCAAUUUUGCUCUGUUUGUGAAACCUGGCCUAUUCGAGUUGAGAAUAUUGGACGAUUCUGUGUUCGAUCAUCGUUGUCUCCGAAGGAUUGCUGAUAUCCAGUUGCAACACCAUGUUAAUAAUGCAGAGGUUCGGCAUCGUGUGUUCAGACACAGAGACGAUAAUUCAAUUGGGCUGGCUUCUGUUGGUCUUUCACGACUCCCUGGCUGGAGUCUGAGAGAUGGUGCUACACAGUGGCUAGAGACGUUAUGAGAUAUGGCUCAGAAUAGAAGCCAGUGGCGAUGCUGCUGUAACCUUUUACUUUUUUUCAUAAAAGGUGGUUGUAACUUCCUUAACUGAAAGAAUCCUUCUGGUUUUGCCUUCCCAUUUCCGCAUUAUUAUUAUCAUCACACUACCUUACACUAAUCUGUUCGUUAUUGUUCUUUUUUUACGCUCCUUACCCCCAUUUUUUUCUCUUCGAAUUCUCAUUGUUUUGUGUGGCGCAUAUAUAUUUGGUGCCCUGUUGUACCAAUAUUUAUGUGUUCAAAUAAACAAAUAAUGAUAAUUAUCAACCGACAAUG